AUGGAACUCAACUUCGAUUGGCCGCCCCUCGACGCGCAUGAAGGAGUCAUGAAUCCCACCUACGAUUGGUCGCCCUUCUCGGACAUGCAUGAGAGAGACAUGCAGACGCCCUUCGCCAGCGCAUCGGACAACCAAUCAACCCACGCUUUCAGCGAGCUGCAACAGGGCAAUCUCGCACCUGCCUGCAGCUCCGCUGGAACUGGCACUCUUCAGCCAUUGGAUCAAGCCAUCCAGGCCGCCCUAGCCGCCCUCGACAACGCAGCCAACCCGCCCAACCAGCACAUUUGCUUCGAACCAGGCUGCAAGAAAAACCAGUUCACCCGAGACGCCGACCUACAGCGUCAUAUCAAAACCGUACACACCCGGGACGAAGCUUUCUACUGUGAGGUUGAUGGAUGCCCGCGCAGUGAGGUCCUUCACGGAGUUAAGAAACCGUUUUGGCGCGCCGAUAAGAUGAAGGAGCAUAUGCGGACGGUGCAUGGCGUUACGAGGUCCUGA
This is a messenger RNA of Coniosporium apollinis CBS 100218, 498 nucleotides long. RefSeq lists its product as uncharacterized. The record is from RefSeq and is a predicted model, not a curated record. Gene Ontology annotation, biological process: regulation of transcription by RNA polymerase II. Gene Ontology annotation, cellular component: nucleus. Gene Ontology annotation, molecular function: DNA-binding transcription factor activity, RNA polymerase II-specific; RNA polymerase II cis-regulatory region sequence-specific DNA binding. Lineage: Eukaryota; Fungi; Ascomycota; Dothideomycetes. The transcript has 2 exons. Bases 1 to 498 code for a protein of 165 amino acids.